Molecule: messenger RNA, 666 nt
Organism: Dentiscutata heterogama
Lineage: Eukaryota; Fungi; Glomeromycota; Glomeromycetes; Diversisporales; Gigasporaceae
Source: the annotation of a GenBank genome assembly
AUGUCUUUUAAUAGUCGAAGAAGUAAUAAAAAGCAUCCUCCUUUGUCUUAUGAUAGUGCUCCAGAAGGAGGAGAAGACCCACAAACUACACCGGCUCCAGCCAGUCCUACCCAAAGUGUCAAAAGUCUUAACCAUAAAUCGGGGCGGCCAUCUCUCUUCGCCGCAUUUGCUCGCAGAAAUUCAACCAAAAGCGAACACUCCUCAAGGAGUCGUUCACCAACCAGCCCUAGGCCUUCUAACGAUUAUAACUUAACCGAAGAUUUUCGCACUCCUAGUCCGACACCAUCACGAGAUUCAAUGAUCUUCGAACGUGACAUUGAAGUUCACGAUCAUCUAAGCGUUCACGAAGCUAUAGACCUCGCUAUUCCUCCCGGUCUAAACAAUGUAGCCGAAGCCUUUGUUAAAGAAGAAAUACCUAUUAUCACAGAAGAUGGAACUGAUUCUAUAGUUAAAAAUAGGAAUGAUUCUGAAAAACUUUGGAUUAAUACAACAAGGGGAGAAAUUGAGGGGCGGAAAAGAUUGUCACUAAUAAAUUAUGCGGACAUUGUUAAUCGAACACCAAGCCCUGGUCCGUUUGAUCAAAAGAAUACAAUCGCGGAAACUUUGCGAGUGACGACACCGAGAGAAAUGAACGGGUUGACAGGAAUAUUUGACUCGUGCAAAUAA